AUGAGGAAAGAAUAUGGAUGUCUUCCACCAAACAAGUUGCCCCAAAAGGAUCCUCUCUUUGGGACCGAUGUUGUCGUUCAAAACCUGGCUGCUGCUAGGAAUUUUGGAUUUCUCAAGCUCUUACAGAGCCGGCACAAGACAAACGGACAGACUUUUACCACCAAUACCUUCUUUCGAACCACGAUAAAUACAUGUAACCCCCGCCUGAUCCAAGUCGUCCUUUCGAACCAGUUCGAAGACUUCGGCAUGGGCCCAUUGAGACGGAAGAGCGCCAGUCCGCUGUUGGGGAGAGGAAUCUUCACUACCGACAACGAUAUCUGGGCUCAUCAGAGAGCGCUUAUUCGGCCGAGCUUCAUCCGAGCUCAGGUUACCGACUUCACCAUCUUCGAAACGCACGUGGACCAACUUAUUCAGCUUAUUGCUCGUGAGAACUAUACUGUCGACCUGCAGCAGUUAUUUUUCCGCAUGGUUCUCGACUCCAAUAGCGAGUAUCUUUUCGGAGAGUCUGUCGGCCUGAUGUCUGACAACGCUUCUGAUUCUGCACACACUUUCCACCACGCCCUCGAUUACGCUCAACAAGGAACGAUCUUGCGUCUCCGACUUGGCAACUUGAUGUUCGCGCAUCGAGAUGCAAAGUUUAGGGAAUCAUGUCAGAUCGUGCACGCGUAUGCCGACAAAUUUGUGAAGCAAGCACUUGAGUUCCGCCAGCAGGAGUUGCUGCACCCGUCGGAGAAGAAGGACGAGUAUGCGCGCCAGAAGUACGUCUUCCUCAACGAGCUGGCCAAGGAUACGGAUAACCCUAUCAUGCUGCGAGAUCAAAUUGUCAACAUGCUUCUCGCGGCUCGUGAUACCACGGCUGGGCUUCUCGCUUUCGCUUUCUUCAUGUUGGCUCGGAACCCCGAAGUCUGGAAGAAACUUAGAGCCGAUGUGCUCGAACACUACACUGAGCCCCUCACAUAUGAUGCCGUUCAAGAGAUGACAUAUCUCCGCUACGUUUUGCAGGAGACGCUUCGUCUCUUCCCUCCUAUCGCGACCAACAGCCGGAUGGCCAACAAGGAUUGCGUCAUUCCAGUCGGUGGUGGUCCUGACGGCCAAUCUCCCAUGUUUGUUGCGAAGAACAAUGUGGUCACCUACAGCACCUUCGUGAUGCACCGAAGACCCGAGCUCUUUGGCCCAGAUUCGGAAGAAUUCAUCCCAGAGCGGUGGGAGAGUCUCCGUCCUGGCUGGGAGUUCCUGCCGUUCAACGGCGGUCCUCGCGUCUGUCCUGGCCAGAAGUUCGCCCUUACCGAGUCGUCUUACACAAUUGCAAGGAUGCUGCAUGCCUUUUCUGGCAUUGACAACUUGGACCCAACUGAAUGGCGCGAGCAACUCACCUUGUCCUUGACACUGAACAACGGUGUCAAGGUACGGCUCCACCCUGAGGCUUAG
Molecule: messenger RNA, 1428 nt
Organism: Colletotrichum karsti
Lineage: Eukaryota; Fungi; Ascomycota; Sordariomycetes; Glomerellales; Glomerellaceae
Exons: 5
Coding region: 1-1428 (475 amino acids)
Molecular function (GO): iron ion binding; heme binding; oxidoreductase activity, acting on paired donors, with incorporation or reduction of molecular oxygen, reduced flavin or flavoprotein as one donor, and incorporation of one atom of oxygen
Source: RefSeq, a predicted model, not a curated record